This is a messenger RNA of Fusarium subglutinans, 1185 nucleotides long. RefSeq lists its product as uncharacterized. Gene Ontology annotation, biological process: transmembrane transport. The coding region runs from base 1 to 1185 and encodes 394 amino acids. The record is from RefSeq and is a predicted model, not a curated record. Gene Ontology annotation, molecular function: transmembrane transporter activity. NCBI's taxonomy places the organism in Eukaryota, Fungi, Ascomycota, Sordariomycetes, Hypocreales, Nectriaceae. The transcript has 7 exons.
AUGACGACUUCAGUCCCCAAGGACGACACCAAAAAUAGCGGACAUAAUGAUCUUGCUCCAACAACUAGCUAUAUCGAUGGCGAAGUCCUCGAUGCAGGAAUUGACUAUAGCUACCUAAACACUUCAAAGUUCACUAAAUUCUACAGGAGUGUUCUAUUCCAAAUGAUUCUCCUUGGACUUCUCUCAUGUGUUGGUCCGGCCAUGUCCGAUGCCAUUUCCAACCUCGGAGGCGGUGGUCUCUCCACUCCGUAUCUAGCAAACUUGGCGACCUCACUGAACUACACGGCUGGUUGUCUGCUUACUCUUUUUGGCGGCCCCUUGAUCAAUAAGUUUGGUAUCAAGUGGUCCUGCAUCAUAGCAGCGGUGGGAAUGCCUCUUUCCGGUUCUGCGUACUAUGUAUGCGCAAAGUACCGUGUAAAUUGGUAUCUCAUUUUUGCAAAGAUACUCACUGGAUUAACCUAUGGCUUUUUAUACGUCGCAGAGUCUACGGCUAUGCUGUCAUAUCCUCUCGCGAACGACAGGGGCUUCUAUCUCGGUGUCUGGUCUGCCAUGCGGAACUCGGGUAGUGUCAUAGGAGGUGCCAUCAACUUUUCCAAUAAUCACAGUGACUCCAAAGCGGGGGGUGUUGCGUGGUCUACCUACCUCGUCUUUAUUGCCUUCGAAUGUACUGGCUUGGUAUGGGCAACCUUGCUCUCGCCAACUAGACGUGUCCGACGCCAUGAUGGCACCAAAGUUUCCAUGUCCGAGAGAGCCAGCUGGAAGCAAGAGUUUGCUGCUUUAUGGAAGCACUUACAGCGCAGAAAGACUUGGCUCAUGGCUUUACCUGCUUUUUACUCCUUCUUCUGUGGUGGAACCAUGGGUACUUAUCUGUCGUUGCACUUCUCAGUGCGGGCGCGAGCUUUGUCUUCUCUUCUCCUCCGCACUUUCUCCACCGAUGCCGGAUCUUCUGCUCGUUCGGGAGGUUUACUCAGGGCCUUUGAGACCGCUGGACAGACAGUAUCUUACGCCAUCAACUCUCACAGAGGUUCAGAUGCCAGGAUUCCCUUCUAUGUUCACGCUGCGAUCUUUUGCCUUACUGUCCCUUGCAUGGUGUUCCUGAUUAGGCUUGUUCCUGCAGCCCCCGCUACAAUGGAUAUCGAUGUGGAGCCAGUCAUCGAUUCGCCUGAUAAAAAGCAGGUCACUUAA